AUGAGCGCCCCGCAGCCGCGCUUUCUUGAAACCUAUAACAGUCUUACAGACAAACACCUGGUUGGAUAUUUCAGCAAUGCCAGGAUAAGACGACAUCUUCAGAAAUCAGGACUGAUCUCAAGGAGUGGAAGAAUAAUACCUGAGAAAGAAUACCGCAUCAAUGCCAUGAGGAGGGACCACCAGAGGCAUGUCCAGGAGCGCUUGGCUGAUGCCAUAUUUCGUAAGGUCCUUGACAUGGAGCGUCAUCAUCAGCUGGAGAUAAAAAAUAAUCUUGACUGUUCUGUGAGGAAAAAGAGGAUACAGCCAAACAAGGUGGAGCAAAUCAGAGGAUCUCUGGAAGAAAUCAUCCAUGUGCACUGCCCACAUCCACCCCUGGCUCCAAGGAACCGUGGUGGGCUCUGUCCUUUAGUGGCUGCAGGGCGAGCUGGUUGCUGUCACUGCAGGGCACCUGGACUUGGAGUUGAUUAUUGUUGUGGACAUUGUCCUCACCAGCACCGAAGCAAGGAGUCUUCCUCCUCUAAGGUGAGUUCCUUGCGACCAAACACAGCUCCAGGAAAAAUACAGCAGCCCCCUCACCUCCAGCCCCUCCACGGCUGGGCUGCAGCAGGGGCUGUACCUAAGACUUCCAAACAGAAGUGCCCUGCAGUGGAACAUGAACAGCAGUGUGCCCAUGGGGGGGAGAGGAGUGAGUUAAGGAUUGUGAAUUCGGUGGAGUACGUGGCUGUGUCACCGUACCAGCUCCCUGUCAUCUGCCCUCGUGCCCUGCCCGUGCCACCCCGCCGGCCGCGCAGAGGGGACAGGCGCGUCCCUGCGCUCCGGAGAGGGCUGCCCGCAGAGGGGUGCUUGCAUCCCACCACUGCCUUCAACGAACAGGUCUUGAUCAGGGUGAGUAGACCCUAAUACUCGGGGGUUCCCAAGUCCCCGUUGUGCAGCAAUGCCUUCGUCACCAUGAUCUACCUAGGAAGGAGUAAGCAUGUGUCUCUUGAGUACAAGGAUGAAAUCAAAGUCUAUCAGCAAUACUGUGGAACAGAAAACAUUUGUGUCUAUAAAGGCAAGCUGUUGGAAGGAGAUACCUUCCAGUUCAUCUCCAAGAGGUGCAUUAUUGCCAUGGGUCUGGACAAAAAGCUAUCCCCUCCCAAGAGGAAGGCUAGGUCCUGUGGGAUGAAGCACAUGUGCCCCUGGGAAGAUGCUGUGCACUGUGAGCUAUGUGGAGCAUGCAUUGAGCAGAAAUCAAGGGAAGAUUCAGCAUUAGUCACCAAACAGGGCCAUGGAGCAAGUGAAGAAGCUUUUGAGAAAACACUGGAGACUGAAGAAGAGUCCAGUGAAGAAGAAAUGGAAAACCAAUCUAGUGAAGAGGGUGAAAAUAAUGAGGAAGACACCAGUAAAAAUGAAUAUCAUGAAGAUUUUGAAGCAUAUGAAGAAGCUAAUGAAGAGGAACAGACUGGUGAUCAAAUGAAUGGAAUGUCAGAGUCAUCCUCAGAUGAUAAAAACCAUAAUUUAGGCUAUGGAAAUGGGAGUGCAGCCUCAUCCCAGAAGGCACUGGGGGCCUCUGACAGGGAGAAAGAUGAAAGUGAUGGAUAUUGUGAUGACAGGGACUCUGAAGAUGAUCUGCAAGAGGGGAGGCCUGCAGACUCUCUAUCAUCCAUGAGCACUCAGUGCAGCACUGACUCUCAUGCUGACAUGAUGAGAGACAAUGUGAAAGGCAAAGAGGGCUGCAAUUUCAAAAGUACAUCUGAUAGUGCAGCACAUGCACACUAUGGAAAUGAGAAUGGGGAGAAGCAACUGUUCAGAAUGGAGGAAAAUCAGGAGACUUCUGCACUGGAAAAGAAAGGAAUAGAUGAAGCAGAAAAGACAAAACCAGAAGAUCUAACAGCAAGGGAAGAUACUAGAAUUUCUCAUGAAAACAUAAGGGCAAUGCAGCAACCACAUCCUGAGGUUAAUGGGGAAAUCAAACAGACUGGGUCAGGAGAAAGUAACAUGAAUGAGGAGAAGAAAUGUCCUGCAGUGCCCUGGGGAAGCAGGGUACUGAACAUGGAGGAUGGCAAUGAAGAGUGUCCUUGGUGUGAGGAAAGAGCUGUUUUUGAAGACUGCAAACCAGUACAGGAGGAAAUAGCAAAAGCAAUUGGAAAUUAUCAUCCUGUGAAUUCUGACCCUGAACCUGGUGAUUCGUGUGCCAAUGAGGAAGAAAAGAACGCAGCAAAUACAGAGCGUGGUGCCAGUGGAGCACCAGAUGGAAGUUCCUUGGAAGAGGGGAGGAGAAGCCUUGCUGUGCAGGAGGCAGCCAGACAAGCGGCAGGAGAAGGGCAGGUGACAGGGCAGGGACGAGCCCUGGAGCAGGACGAUGCUGCUGAGGCCAGAGGAGAUCCCCGGGCCGGGAAUUCGCUGCCCCAGGCGGGUACCGGGACUGCGCUGGAGGAAUCCGCACCUGGGGAAGGCACCGUGGCGCAGGAACAUCCCACAGGAAAGGGAACAGGGGAGGCAGGGAGGUUGGGCACAGAGGUGUCACCUGGGGAGCAGGGGGUGCUGGUGGAGGAGAUGGAGACACAGGUGGCACUGGGAAAGCCAGCAGCUGGGGGAGAGGGACCGGCUGGGACACUGCCAGGAUGGGAGACAGGCAGAACCGUGCCCCAGGGACAGGAGGGGGCCGGGGGCAUGGCUGAGGAGGAGGAGGAGGCUGCAGAGGAAGACCUGAAAGGAGCAGAGGAGCAGGUGGGUGAGGCGGUGCCCGAGGCAGGGCAGUCCCUGGGGCAGGGAGGGGAGGACACUGCGGUGGGUUCUGUGUCCCUGCCAGAGGAGGCUGUGGAGCGUGCUGCCCCGUCUGCAGGUGGGACUGCCAGAGCUGCCGGCCCUGGAGGAGAAGAGGCUGUUGAAGAAGACCUUUCUGAAAGGGACAAGGCUAUGGGGGAGCCUGGGGCUCUCUGGGAAGCACUAGGGGAUAUGGAAACAGGAGAAGCAAUGCUUGGAGAGGAAGGGUUUGUAAAGCCAAGUGAGUUUUCCCAGCUGAAAGCGUCAGGGGAAGAGCGGAUAGAGAUGGGGAAAGCUGGAGCAGCAGCACCUGAGAGUGCUCAGACAUGGGAGGUGGGAGGGAACGCUCUCCAGAGAGCGGAGGACACGAAGGAAAAGUCUGUGGAGCCUGGCAAGGGUCCUGUACUGGAAGUGGCACCUGGGUUAGGGGCGCUGGGGGAUGCUCGGGGGGAUCCUGGCACUGAAGGCUCAUCACGGGCGGAGGAGACGCCGACAGAGCAGGAGGAGGAGGAGAAGGGUGCAGCGGAAACACUUCGGAGUGAAAACCCAAAGUCUGAGGGCAACAAAACAGAGACACAGGGAGCAGUGGGAGGAAAAGCCGGGGGAGAGGUGAUGGGAGGGUCUGCAGGGGCGGCAGGAGCGGGCUCGGGAGGUGGAGGGGAGGUCACAGAUGGAGCAGCGGGUUCAGAGGAGCUGGCAGCGGGGAUAGAAGGGUGGCCAAGGUGUGCAAAAGGGACAGGGCAGGGGAGGUGUCCCGGGGAGACGGGGCUGUGCGGGACCCGGGCAGGGGAGCCCGGGCUGGUGGCUAUCGCUGUGGUGGGUGGGCAGGCUGGGCAAGGAGCCCUGGCCGUGGGGCCGGCAGCGGCUGGGGGCGGCGGGCUGGGCACAGGGCCGAUGGCACAGAGCGGGGUGACAGGGACAGUGCUGGGGGCACAGAGAGGGGUGACAGGGGCAGGGCUGGGGGCAGAGAGUGGAAGCGGGGUGACAGGGACAGGGCUGGGGGAACAGAGCGGGGUGACAGGGGCAGUGGAGCGGCUCGGAUCCCCACGGCUCGGAGAGGGGCUCGGAACAGCACUGGGGGAACAGCUCAGUGCAGGAGGCGCCCCGAGCAGCCCUGCCCGUGGGGAUGGGGCAGUGGAAGCCAGGGACAGAGGGUCCCCGGCAGGCGGGGGACAGUGCCUGGGCACCAGGGCAGCUCCGGAGCCAGGGACAGCGCGGGGCAGGAACGGGCGGCAGGAGGAGCGGAUGGGGCAGACAGGAGGGGAAGCCGAGGGGCAGCAGAGGAAGGACGGUCCCCUCGGAGGGAGCUCAGGUGUCCUGUCAGGCGCUGGCGUGGGCGAGAGCAGCCGCGGCCCCCGGCAGGUGAGUCCUGCGCACCACUUACUCCUGCAGCUCAGCCAUGUGGAGCAGGUCAUCAUCUGCCCAAUUAGAGUCACGUAG
Messenger RNA from Cinclus cinclus, 4185 nucleotides. It is a transcript of the gene ERICH3, whose product is annotated as glutamate rich 3. NCBI's taxonomy places the organism in Eukaryota, Metazoa, Chordata, Aves, Passeriformes, Cinclidae. The transcript has 18 exons. The record is from RefSeq and is a predicted model, not a curated record.